Conger conger (European conger) is the source of this 1704-nucleotide messenger RNA. RefSeq names its product urea transporter 1. Lineage: Eukaryota; Metazoa; Chordata; Actinopteri; Anguilliformes; Congridae. Gene Ontology annotation, molecular function: urea transmembrane transporter activity. Gene Ontology annotation, cellular component: membrane. The transcript is spliced from 8 exons. The coding region runs from base 8 to 1144 and encodes 378 amino acids. Gene Ontology annotation, biological process: urea transmembrane transport. The record is from RefSeq and is a predicted model, not a curated record.
CUUCAUCAUGUGGGCUUCCGAUAAAAACGGCCCUCAGCACGAGCCGAGCGGCAGGCGCCGGCGCAUCCUGCGCGGCCUUCUCUACUGUACCGGCGACAUGGCGGAGUUUCAGAAAUUCAUGGAAAAGAAGCCUUAUCUGCUGCAGCUAGUGGUCUGGUGCCUGAGGGGAGUGGCGCGGGUGAUCCUGGCCAAUAACCCCGCCAGCGGAGCCCUGAUCCUGGGGGCCCUGCUCAUGACCAGUCCCUGGGUCACCCUGCUGGGGGUUCUGGGCCUGCUCACCUCCACACUCACCGCCAUCAUCAUCGGCCAGGAGAGUAAGGAGGUGGUGGGGGGACUCCAUGGCUUUAACGGGAUGCUGGUGGCUCUGCUGAUGGGCACUUUCAGCUCUGCAGGGGACUGGUACUGGUGGCUCCUACUGCCAGCCUGCCUGGCAGGAGCUACAUGCACGUUCCUGUUCAGUGGUCUUGGGCCAGUGCUGGACCGCUGGGACCUGCCUGUGAGUGUGUUCCCCUUUAACACGGCCAUCCUGCUGUACCUGUGCUGCACUGGACCCACCAACCCCUACUUCCCACACCACCCCUCCACCCCACCGGGGGCGCUGCAGCACAGCAACGCCACGCUCAACACACUGCAGGUCCUGCAGGGGGUGGUGUUGGGUGUGGGACAAAUCUACGCCUGUGGAGAGCUCUGGCCCUCAGUGCUCAUCCUGGCAGCGGUGUUCCUCUUCUCCCCCCUGCUGUGUGCCCACGCGCUGCUGGGGUCUGCGGCCGGCACACUGGCCGGGCUGUCGGUGGCAGUGCGGUCCUCCUGCCUGUACUCUGGGCUCUCAGGGUUUAAUGGGGCUCUGGGCUGCAUGGCGGUGGGGGGGCUGUUCUUCACCAUCAGCUGGAGGACUCACCUCUUCUCCAUCGCUUGCGCCUUCCUCUCAGCAUAUGCCGACAUCGCCCUGAGCAACCUGCUGGGAAUGAUGGGUGUCCCAGCAUGCAGCUGGGCUGCGACCCUCACCACCACGCUCAUGCUGCUCCUGACAGCGCAGAACCUCUCGGCCUAUCGGAUUCCCCUGGGCAGGGUCACGACCCCCGAGAACAACCUGCGCACACACAGCCACUGGACAGGAGCAACCACAGAGAGCACUGACGUGUAGAGCAACUCUCUCCCUCUGUCUCUCCCUCUCUCUCUCUCUCCCUCUGUCUCUCCCUCUCCCUCUCUCUCCCUCUGUCUCUCCUUCUCUCUCUCUCUCCCUCUCUCUCCCUCUGUCUCUCUCCCCCUCUCCCACUCUCCCUCUGUCUCUCCCUCUCUCUCUCUCCCUCUGUCUCUCCCUCUCUCUCUCUCCCUCUCCCUCUCUCUCUCCCUCUGUCUCUCUCCCCCUCUCCCUCUGUCUCCCUCUCUCUCUAUGUGUGCAUCCUCCUCUCUCUAAGUGCAUGUACUGAAUGCACGGUAUUGAAUUACAUAUAUUGUUGGAUCUGGACUGUGUCAUUCUCUCAGAUGGAGGAUGCAAUGCUACCCUCCCCCACCCCCAGAUCUGAUCCUUAGAGACCAGCCAAGUGCCUUAGAGACCAGCCAGGUCAGUUAGAGACCAGCCAGGUGCCUUAGAGACCAGCCAGGUUAGUUAGAGACCAGCCAGGUGCCUUAGAGACCAGCAGGUCAGUUAGAGACCAGCCAGGUGCCUUAGAGACCAGCCAGGUUAGUUAGAGAACAUUUACU